AAAUGUAAAUGUCUUGGGAUAAAUGCUCUGACUCUGUCGUUUUUAUACCCCAACUGCACUUGAGUAGGGAGAGACUCCAUAUCAAAAAACAAAAGAACAGAUAGACUCUUCACUUCACGAUUCAUCCGACGUGCAUCAAUAACUCUAGGAAUAUUUUUCAUCUUCCAAAUCGACUUCCCACGAGACGCCAGAUAGAACCCCCUUGAGCGGUGCCCUGUUCCGAAGAGACACACACGACACAUCAAACGUAUCAAAUGGGGUUAGACGCUAUUCACGUUCCUUCUGAUCCGCAGAAGCACAAAAAAAAUUUAAACAAGCCCGCCUCUCGUGAUCCUCACAGCCUUCACUUUACCCAGCACUCUCUCCACCAGUUUGGAUAUCUCAAAUGGUUUCUUCAAGAUUGGUAAUCUGCUCCUCAUUAUCAAACCGUACUGCUACUAGAUACGAAGGGACAUUCACAUCACUGUACACUACUUUGCUCAGUUUUCCAUUCAUUUGGACAAUUCUCCUUGAUUCUACCGCCAUUGGAUUCAUAAUCCACUUCAUCGUCCGCAUCCGACAUUUUUUUCCAGUCUCGAGAAAAAAACCCGUGAGAGAACGUCUACAAAAUUGAUUUACUACGUAGACGUGAUGACGUUGAUAACAUUUUCGGGUGUGUGUAUCCGGUUGUGGUUGAAGAUCUUUUGGGUUGCUUCUUUACCUUUCAGAUGUGUUUAAAAUAUAUUUUCUUCGGUUUUCUGCAAAUAUUUUAUUCAUGCGGUAACAGCUGUACAAAACCCAGCGUCAGAAUUAAAUAUCUGUGAAUCAAAUAGCUGUUAAAAUGUUUAAAAUUUGAGAGGAAAUAGGUUAAGACUAGCUAACGUUAGCUAGCUAGCAAACUUGAGUUACAGUACAGACUUAGACUGACUGAAUCGCAAACAACAGAAGUCAGUGCAUGUUACUUUGUUUUGACAGAUUUCUGUUUAACUGUACAAGCCCUGGUCAAAACAUAAACACUCGACUUCAGGAGAAAAAUGAAUAUUCUACCUAAAAAGAGCUGGCAUGUUCGCAACAAGGACAACGUCGCGCGCGUGCGUCGGGACGAGGCACAAGCCGCAGAAGAGGAGCGCGAGGUCCAACGCCGUGUGGAGCGAGCAGAGCAGGAGGCGCGAACAGAGCACCUGAGACAGAAGUCGCGAGCUGCCCUUCAACAGUCUGGAAGAUGGAAGAAUGAAGGAGAGGGAGGUGAGAGAGGAGGUGAGAGAGGAGGGGAGGGGAGUGGAGGAGUGGUGGAACACCUCAAUCUAUUUCCUCUGGAGGAGUCGUCUGAGAAGAAAGGAAAUGCAGAGUACCUCAAAGACAAGAAAGAUGAAAAGGAGCGGGAGGAGCGUGCUAUUGGUCUGCUAGUGUCCUUAGGCCCCCAACCUGGGACAGAGGUAACUCCAUGGUACAUGAAAACAGGCCGGGAAAAAGAAGAAGAGAAAGACGAAGGAAAGAAGAAAGAGAAGGAGAAAGAAAGACAACAAAGGAAAGAGACUGCCACUCAGUCAAGAGGGGAGAAGAGAGACAGACGACUGAAAGACAUGCUGGACCCCUUGAAAGAGAUGAAGAAAGCACUGGCGGUGAAGGAUAGAAAAGAACGUAGGAGUAAGAAGAAGGAGAAGAGGGAUAGAGGGGAGAGGAGAAGCAGUGGUGGAGAAAGCUCUAUUGAAAGGUUGCGAGCAGAGCGACUGCAGAGAGAGGCGGAGGAGAAGAGGAGGACCCAGGCCCUGCUGGACCAGAAGAACGGAACAGGAAAAGAGAAGGCAAGGGAGACAGAGGAGAGGGAAAUGCCGUACAACAGCGCUUAUUUCCCAGAGCUGGCCCGCAAGAGGCAGAGGAAAGACAGAGAUGCCUGGAGAGACGGCAUCUUUUGAAGUCAUACAUCAUGCAGUCUCAUUGUUUUGGCAACAGACACAGAACAUUGAGGCAUUCAAGAUACAUUUAUUAGUAUGUGAAAGACACAGAAGACUUCGACAAGGACCAGAGAGCCUGGAAGGUUAUUCAGUUGUAUUGUUGUGAAAUGUGAGCCAGUGCUUUUAGCUUAUUCUUGCAGUAACAUGGAGGAGUUAUGUAUGUAGACACAUACUGUAGGUUGUUGAACUUGUGAAGAUGUGUACAAAAAUUGCUCAAAAUGCCACAUUGUUUAUUUAUUUUACAUCUAGGCUAUCCUGAGGAUCCUAAGUGGACUUAUUGAUGAUUGUUGUCAUUGAAUAAUCAAUAUUAUUGCUGAUGAGGUAGAAAAAGAAAGGGAACCAGUCAAGAGAUUUGGGACAGCUGAGCGGAGUGUUGGUGUCUGUUUGGCACCCUGCUCAAGUGUGAGACAAUACAGAGAUCAUUUAGCUCCACAACACAAGACCACUGUUCAAGUUUGAGUGUGUUAGAUGUUUUACUAUUGAUGGCAACAUUGUGUCACAAAUGUAAUUGUGUCAAUUCAAAUCUGUCAAGUCUAUUUUGUUUCUGAUAAUAGCAUGUGCCAUUUUUGGCAUCUGUUCUAUUUAACUAUCUGAUGUAGACAGAGUUUAGUGUGGUUGGCCCAACUAUUAUUGGGCAUUUUCCAUUUCAUUUAAUUCAAUAAAAAUGUUAGGCCUGUCAAA
Coregonus clupeaformis (lake whitefish) is the source of this 2615-nucleotide messenger RNA. RefSeq names its product leukocyte receptor cluster (LRC) member 1 (gene leng1). NCBI's taxonomy places the organism in Eukaryota, Metazoa, Chordata, Actinopteri, Salmoniformes, Salmonidae. The record is from RefSeq and is a predicted model, not a curated record.